AUGAAUGCGAGGUGGAUCCAGGCAGGCGACCGUUGCUAGGGUUUUCCCCUUCUUCCCUUCCUUUGUCUCCACCGUUCUUGUCUUUUGCUUCCUCUAUAUAUCUAUAACUGCCAAUCUCCAGACAAGCAGCAGCCCAACGCAUACCCACACAGAAGAGAGAGAAAGUGAGAGAAGUCGACUGUUCUUCUAUUUCCUCCUCUCUCUUCUUCUAUUUCCUCCUCUCUUCCUUUUGAGCUUCAAAUUUUUGGGUAAACCAUUUUUGAUUUAUUUCCGGUUUCAAGAAUUCAUCCGCCAUGACUGUCGAGACUGUAGCUGCCACCCAGAUGGCCAAUGAUGUUGCAGCCCCUCAGGAAGAGGCCAAGAAGGUGGUCGAAGAGACCAAGGAGGUGAUCGGCCAAGGCCGCGAGGCGCAGGUGCAGGACGAGGAGGCCGACCCCAAAGCCGUGGAGAAGAGCUCCUCCUACCGGGAGGAGAGCAACUUCCUCUCCGACCUCAAGGAGUUCGAGAGGAAGGCCCUGACCGAGCUCCGGUCCAAGCUCGAGGAGGCCAUCCUCGGGCACGCUCUCUUCGAGAAGCCCGAGGAGAAGAAGAAGAAGAAGAGCAAGAAGGAGGAGGACGAAGCGCCGCGCAAUGAGAAUAGUGCCGAGAAGGAAAAGCCCGAGGAGGAGGCCGAGAAGGAGGUGGGCCGCGACGGCGAGGAGGCGAAACAGGAGGAGGAGGAGAAGAAAGAAGAGGAAGAGGGAAAAUGUGUCCAAGUGGACAGGGAGAUCGCCCUCUGGGGAGUCCCGCUCCUUCCGAGCAAAGGUGCAGAGGAGACCAAUGUGGUCCUGCUCAAGUUCUUGAGGGCCAGAGAGUUCAAGGUGAACGAGGCCUUCGAGAUGCUCAAGAAGACCCUCCAGUGGAGGAAGGAGUUCGGCAUCGAUUCGGCCCUUGGCGAGGUCUUCGACCCAGAAUUGAGCUCGGCCGGGUACCUGGACGGGACCGACCGCGAAGGUCACCCGGUUUGCUACAAUCUCUAUGGGGCGUUCGGGGACGAGGGGCUCUACCAGAAGGCGUUCGGGACCGAGGAGAACCGCAGCCGGUUCCUGAGGUGGAGGUUCCAGCUGAUGGAGCAGGGCAUCAAGAAGCUCGACCUGAAGCCCGGCGGCGUGUCCUCGCUGCUUCAGAUCAACGACCUGAAGAACUCGCCGGGGCCGGGGAAGAAGGAGCUCCGGAUCACGACCCAGCGCGCCAUCGGCCUCUUGCAGGACAAUUAUCCAGAGCUCGUGGCAAGGAAUAUAUUCAUCAACGUUCCUUUCUGGUACUAUGCGCUCAAUGCCCUCAUCUCCCCUUUCUUAACCCAACGAACCAAGAGCAAAUUCCUCGUCAGUCGCCCCGGCAAGGCCACCAAAACCUUGCUCAAGUACAUCCCGGCUGAGGAGAUACCAGUUCGGUACGGCGGAUUCAAGAGGGAGAAGGAUUUUGAGUUCUCGAGCGAGGAUGGUCCCGUGUCGGAGCUCACCGUCAAGGCUGGAUCGACCGAAACCAUUGUGCUACCGGCCGAGGAGACCGGAAACACAUUGCUUUGGGACCUCACGGUGCUGGGCUGGGAGGUGAGAUACAAGGAAGAGUUUGUGCCGAGCGACGAGGGGUCGUACACAGUCAUUGUUCAGAAGGGAAAGAAGAUGGCGCCGAGCGAGGGGCCGAUCCGCAACACGUUCCGGAACAACGAGCCCGGGAAGGUCGUGCUCACCAUCGAGAACGUUACCGCCAAGAAGAAGAGGGUUCUGUACCGGUACAAGAACAAGAAGUGCUCCAGCUUCUGAGGUUUGAAAGAGACUCAGGUGGAGAUUCGUCACAUGUUUUUGGUUUCAAUGAGAGGAUUUGUCAUGUACUUAAUGUUUUUUUUGGCUUGAAAUUUGAGGGGAGUGAUUCUUACAGCGAGGCUAGAGAACAAAAGCUAGGUAGUAGUCUUUUAAGCUUGUUUUUUCUUUGUUCUUUUAGAGUCGCCAGAUUCAAGUUUGCAAUCGUUGGUGGGUGUGUGCAUAGUGCUAUUGAAGUUUCCAUUCUUUUGCUUAGACUGAAUAAACUGUUGAUUCAUAUUUCCUUGAA
This is a messenger RNA of Rhodamnia argentea, 2091 nucleotides long. RefSeq names its product patellin-4. Bases 294 to 1805 code for a protein of 503 amino acids. Gene Ontology annotation, molecular function: lipid binding. The record is from RefSeq and is a predicted model, not a curated record. NCBI's taxonomy places the organism in Eukaryota, Viridiplantae, Streptophyta, Magnoliopsida, Myrtales, Myrtaceae. The transcript is spliced from 4 exons.